AUGGCUUUGUCAUUUGCUUCUUCUUCAAUUAGUUUGUCCAAGAUGCAAUCAGGGGUGUGGAACAGUGGAUCAUCCUGCGUGCCACGAGUAACUGUGAGGUGCUGUGAAACCGCAAAAGAGCCUCCACGGGAAAAACCGAAGCUCCAAGUCGGAUCGCCAAUCAUCAUCGUGGAAGCCCCCAAAGUGAUUAAAACAGCCGCUUCAAUGCCUUGUCUUAGGGCUAACGCUGGCUUGGUCAAGCCUGGUGAUGUUGGAAGGAUCGUCUCGAGAAAACCUAAGGACUUGUGGGCAGUUCGACUCUCCAUUGGAACGUAUCUCUUAGAUGGUAAAUACUUCAAAGCUUUAGAGCUUGAGGAAGAUGCUAGUGAUUGA
Messenger RNA from Arabis nemorensis, 372 nucleotides. The record is from the annotation of a GenBank genome assembly. NCBI's taxonomy places the organism in Eukaryota, Viridiplantae, Streptophyta, Magnoliopsida, Brassicales, Brassicaceae.